This is a messenger RNA of Paramacrobiotus metropolitanus, 1106 nucleotides long. Its product is annotated as dolichol-phosphate mannosyltransferase subunit 1-like. Gene Ontology annotation, biological process: GPI anchor biosynthetic process; protein O-linked glycosylation via mannose. The transcript has 2 exons. Gene Ontology annotation, cellular component: endoplasmic reticulum membrane. The record is from RefSeq and is a predicted model, not a curated record. The coding region runs from base 158 to 898 and encodes 246 amino acids. Lineage: Eukaryota; Metazoa; Tardigrada; Eutardigrada; Parachela; Macrobiotidae. Gene Ontology annotation, molecular function: dolichyl-phosphate beta-D-mannosyltransferase activity.
UCAAAUCCGAAAUAAAAAUAAAAUUUGCCGUAUUUAUAAUUUAUUCGCUGUUAAUUUCCGUUUUUUCAGUUUCCUGUUUAGUUUUUGCUUAAAAGCAAUACAUAUUUGAUUGCUUGAAAUUUUUUUCCAAUAAUUUUAAUCGUUCUUGUUCACAGCAAUGGUGAAAUACAGUAUUCUGUUGCCCACGUACAACGAGCGCGACAAUCUGCCCCUGGUGGUGUGGUUGAUCCACAAAUAUCUUCACGCGGAAGGCUUCGAGUUUGCCGCGGGGGAUUUGGAUGUCUCCUUCGAGAUCCUCAUCAUCGAUGACGGCAGCCCGGAUGGGACGCUGGAGGUGGCCAAGGAGCUGCAGAAGCUGUACGGGAAGGAGCGCAUCGUGCUGCUGCCCCGCGAGAAGAAGCUGGGUCUGGGCACAGCGUACAUCCACGGACUGAAGCACGCCAAGGGGAAUUACGUGAUUAUCAUGGACGCUGAUCUGUCCCACCAUCCCAAAUUUAUCAUGGAGUUUAUUGAGAAGCAGAAGGAGCAGGAUUAUGAUAUUGUCACAGGAUCCCGGUACAUUGAGCGCGGCGGUGUAUACGGCUGGGAUCUUCGCCGGAAGGUGGUCAGCCGCGGCGCCAACUUCCUGGCGCAGCUGCUCCUGCGUCCGGGCGCCUCCGACCUGACCGGGAGUUUCCGGUUGUACAAGAAGGAAGUCCUGGAGCAACUGGUGCAGUCCUGCAUCUCCAAGGGCUACGUCUUCCAGAUGGAGAUGCUGGUGCGGGCCAACCGCGCCGGGAUGCGGGUGGCCGAAGUGCCCAUCACCUUCGUGGACCGCCUGUACGGGCAGUCCAAACUGGGCGGGACGGAGAUUGUGUCGUACGCAAAAGGCCUGCUGCAGCUGUUCUGCACCACGUAAAACGGCUGAUUGGUGUUGCUGUCUGUUGCGCCAAGGAGAUAUGUCGUUUAUGAUGAUUUUUUAUCAAUCUGGGGACAUUUAUUAUAAAUUAUUAGCAUUCCAUAGUUGGAAAUCUGAGAAAUACCGUAUCGCAGUGUUUUUGGUAGGGGAUUAAAGUAAUGUUUUAUCGUUGUUCCAUUGUCAGAUUUCGAUAAAGUUGGCAAAAUUC